AUGGAAGUCAAUCCGUGGGACGUCCGUCCGUCAAUUGCUUCAUCCCGAUCCACCAAAGUUCGGAUUUCAUGUCAGGAGAAACUUGCCAGAAAAGUGAAAUUAAAUCGUGAUCUAGCAAGUCCCGUUCCUUUGGCACCUCAAGCACCUUCCAGCGCGGCAAGACGUGUUUUACAGAAACUCAAUCUUGACUGCACCUAUCCAGAGUCUGAGGGUAAAGUUGUGAGUGACAUACCAUUGGCGAGUAAAACUCCCCUCAAAGAAACAAACGGCUGUGUGACACAAACCAUCGCUCCAAAGAUUAUCAUGGAAAGUGAUGCACCAGUUGUCGUUUAUAGCCAUGACUUAAAGUGCAGUCAAAAGUGUGGUCGAAUUUUGUCCAAACAUGGGUCUUUCUUGGGAAAAGCUAUUGAACUUGAUAAAUUCGAUGUCAUUGCCUCAAACUCCGCAAACAAUAUCUUGCCGGAGGAUUUCAAUUGCUUUGAAAAUGCAUCAGUGGAAUCACCGGAAGUUCCAUCCGUACUUGAAACUCGCGAUGUUGAAGAACCGGAAUUUUCGGAGCCACUAACUGAAUAUACGGUUGCACGCUGUACAACGACUGCAAACAAACAGCCCCGAACCGAAAUUUCAUCUAAAACACAAAGAUCUCAUCCAAUUUCCACUACCAGAGGUUUCAAAGCACCCACGAAAAACUAUUUGAAGCUGAAUUUGCGAAAAAAAUGUUUCAGCAAAAAAGGUGCGAUGCGUCAGCGUGCAUUGCAACGUCAGGUUCGUUUUGCAAAGUUCAAGCGUAAGUUUUCCUCAUGGAAUAAAGAAGACACGAAGUGUUUUCGUUGUGGAGCUACGGGACACUGGGCAAAUAAAUGUCCUUCAACUCUUAUGGAAUCCAAAACUCCCAUUGAACCGGGAACAAACAACCGCUACGCGUCCAAACUGGCCACAGCUAUUUGGAGAAUACUGGACGCGAAAGAGCUCGAUAAGCGUUACCAGCCUGCUCGACUCGAGGACUUGAAUCGUGGACAAGGUUUGACACAGCAAUCAAAACCAAACUUUGAAAAUACGGUGGAACGUUUCCGAGAACAGGCAUACGCGAUGUUGAAUAAAAUGGGUUUCCCCGAAUUUCGUCCCGGCCAAGAAUUGAUUAUUAUGCGCACUCUGCUGGGCACAUCGACCCUGGCUGUUUUACCUACUGCAGCCGGCAAAUCACUGUGCUACCAAAUCCCGGCUGCUAUUCUUCAGGUUUUGAAGCUGUCUGCUGGAUUGGAAGGUGCAUAUUUGAAUUCCAGCCAAAGUUUGGCAGUAAAAGAAGAGAUACUGGAAAACUCUCGGAAGUAA
Molecule: messenger RNA, 1332 nt
Organism: Echinostoma caproni
Lineage: Eukaryota; Metazoa; Platyhelminthes; Trematoda; Plagiorchiida; Echinostomatidae
Source: the annotation of a GenBank genome assembly